Molecule: messenger RNA, 1838 nt
Organism: Colletotrichum acutatum
Lineage: Eukaryota; Fungi; Ascomycota; Sordariomycetes; Glomerellales; Glomerellaceae
Product: inner membrane transporter yfaV
Exons: 8
Coding region: 256-1800 (514 amino acids)
Biological process (GO): transmembrane transport
Cellular component (GO): membrane
Molecular function (GO): transmembrane transporter activity
Source: RefSeq, a predicted model, not a curated record
GAAGUCUAACUGAAUCAAAGUGAGUUUGCCGGCAUGGCACAUCUUUAGAUUGCGGUUUGGGGGCGAUUGCGUGAUGUUCCCAAGACUGUGGCACCGGAAUGUCCUUCAAAAUGCAAGGAUGGAUUGGAAUAACACUCGUACACGAAGUAUCAAUAUGCCUGGGGUUCCGUGAAGCUAAAGAUGGCGUGAAGGAUAGCCUCUGAGCUCCAAAUGCCGAAAUGAGAGGUUCGAUGAGAAGGAUCUGCCUUUGAAAACAUGACCAGACCCCUUUCGCCGGGAAAAAAGAUAACAGUUUCAGUUUCACUCGUCUUGUCACCUUGUGCACACGACAAAAUGAGUGAGUCGAAGCAGGAAAGCCUGCAGUCUAUUGACUCGCGAGGGCAAGUGACACCAGGUAUUGAGCCUGACUGGACGCGUCAUGAGGAAAUAAGAGCUCGCCAAAAAAUCGAUAGCUCGGUGCUUCCACUAUUGUACUUGGGCCUGCUUGUUUUUCAACUUGACCGCAUGAAUCUUGCAAGUGCGCUCACCGGCGGGUUCGCGAAAGACAUCGGGGUAAAUCAGGACACAAUUAAUCUGGGAAACCAACUGAUGUUCCUGGGAAUUGUCAUCUUGGAAAUUCCCUCAAACAUGCUCUUGCAAAAGAUUGGGCCGCGCAAGUACAUCUCUAGCCAAGUAAUUCUGUUUGGUUUCGUCGCAACUAUGCAGGUGUUUCUCGUCGACCGCAAGGGUUUCUUAGCUUCGCGUAUGAUGCUCGGCCUUGCAGAGGCGGGCUACAUUCCAGGGGCUUGCUAUACCCUCUCGACUUGGUAUACAAAGAAAGAACUAGCGAAACGCAUCGCAAUCUUCUUCUUCGGAAUGUUCAGUGGAAAUGCUUUGAGCCCUAUACUGGCUUCUGGUAUCCUCAAGCUCGAAGGCGAACGUGGUCUGCGUGGCUGGCAGUGGCUUUUCCUAGUCGAGGGCGUCUUUACCAUCUUUGUUGGGCUUUCUCUGCUAUUCCUUCUGCCCGGUUCCCCAGAUAUCCCUGAUCCGCUGUUGAGCCCAGGCCUCAUCCGAUUCAAAGGCUCAGAGAAGAGUAUCAUACAAAGACGCCUAGAGAUAGAUGACAAAGAGAAGCGUGGAGGUGCUCAAGGAAUGAGAAUUCCUCCAAAGCUCGUAUGGAAGACCGUCCUGCAUUGGAAACGCUGGCCACACUUUCUGAGCAGCUUUGCCGUCUUCUCCACGUGGAGCCCUCUCACCACUUAUACACCUACCAUCAUUAUGAAUCUCGGGUUCAACCGCAUUCAGGCCAAUGCCCUUGCUGCGGUGGGCGCCUCACUCGCUUUGGUCGUCGUCUUCAUAUUCGCCUAUAUCAGUGACAAGACCAACAAGCGCGGACUCUCAGUAAUCGGGGCUCAGUUUUGCUAUCUGAUUGUCUUGGUCGUAGCGCGUACGGCACACCCUCAUGUGGGCAAGUGGUCACGCUGGGGGCUCUGGACAGCUGUGAACAGCUUCGCGGUUGGGUAUCACCCUGUCAAUAACUCAUGGGUGCAACUCAACUGCAGGGAGCCAGGCGAAAGAAGCAUUAGUAUUGCGAUGUGGGUGAUGCUCUCCAUCAGUGGGUUGAUGGUCGGAACGCAGUAUUAUCGCGGGAAUGAUGCCCCAUUUUACCAAACGGGUCUGAGAACACAAAUAAUCAUGGUAUCAGUGGGAAUGGCAUUCGCAGUUCUACAGGUCGUAAUCUACACGGUUCACAACAAAAGGGUGGCUGGAGGAAAGCACAAGCCCCGGGUCGGUGAAGCACGGCGAAUCUAUGUAACAUAAAUAGACUGGGAAACUAUCUAUGGCGAAAUAGAAUCAGA